GGUGAAAGCAACGUUCCUUACUGUAUUCUAAACCUGUAUGCGGUUAGUCGUUUUCCGGUGUUUCUACAGUACGGAAGCGAUGGAGGACAAAACAGUUCGGCUCCCAAACGGGGAACUAAUACCAAUAAUUGGUUUUGGAACGUGGCAGGCACCCGAAUCGGAGUUGGAAGCUGCUCUGGAAAUCGCUUUAGAAGCUGGAUACAGGCACAUCGAUACAGCUCCAGCGUACGAAAACGAAAAAGUUAUUGGGAACGUUCUUAAAAAAUGGUUCACUUCUGGAAAACUAAAACGUUCCGACGUUUUCGUAGUUACAAAGCUUCCCCCUGUGGGAAACAGGCCAGAGGACGUUCAGAAAUGGAUUGAAAAAUCGCUGAAAGAUUUGCAGCUGGAGUACGUGGACCUGUAUUUGAUCCAUACUCCUUUUGGCUUCGAAAAACAAGACGGAUAUGAAAUGUAUCCGAUAGACGGAGAGGGUCACCUCUUACUCGACUGCAGUACGGAUCAUGUAAAGAUUUGGGCGGAAAUGGAGAAGCAAGUCGAAGCCGGACGGACCAAAGCGAUCGGACUGUCGAAUUUCAAGAUCUCCCAGAUCGAACGAGUCUUGGAGAAGGCGAAGAUAAGCGUUUCGAUGUUACAAGUCGAGUUACACGUUUACCUCCAACAGUGCAAAUUGGUGAACUAUUGUAGACAGAAGAAUAUUCCUAUGACAGCUUAUUCGCCGCUUGGUACGCGAGGUUUUGUCAAGAAGAUGAACAAAGAAGAUAAGAUACCAGAUAUGUUGAAAAACAACAUAGUAUUAGAAAUAGCAAAGGCCUACAAGAAGACACCCGCACAAAUUCUACUGCGAUACCUCGUUCAAAACGGUAUCAUUGUCAUCCCAAAGAGCACGAAUCCCGAAAGAAUCAAGGAAAAUAUCCAGUUAUUCGGCUGGGAACUCGAAAUCCGGCACAUGAAGGAAUUGAGACAGCUGAAUAUCGAGGGUGACGCCGGUAGGAUUUGUAAUUUCGAUUUCUUUGAAGGAAUCAAGAACCACCCCGAAUUCCCGUUUUAAACAUUUUUGUGUAAGAAUAUUUCCAUAGCAUUUGCAGAGUGUAUAAAUACAUCUACUGUUUGUUUUAUUUUCCCUCAAUUAUAAAUAAAAUAUGCUUCGAUAUAUGAUUCUAUAGAAUGCAUAUCAUGAUAAUUAUUAUUUCUUAUUUUUGAGAACUUAAUAAAAAUAUUUCUCUGCA
Molecule: messenger RNA, 1229 nt
Organism: Ceratina calcarata
Lineage: Eukaryota; Metazoa; Arthropoda; Insecta; Hymenoptera; Apidae
Product: estradiol 17 beta-dehydrogenase 5
Exons: 4
Coding region: 38-1051 (337 amino acids)
Molecular function (GO): oxidoreductase activity
Source: RefSeq, a predicted model, not a curated record